Messenger RNA from Arachis duranensis, 2319 nucleotides. RefSeq names its product histone deacetylase 15. Gene Ontology annotation, biological process: chromatin organization. NCBI's taxonomy places the organism in Eukaryota, Viridiplantae, Streptophyta, Magnoliopsida, Fabales, Fabaceae. Gene Ontology annotation, cellular component: histone deacetylase complex. The transcript is spliced from 18 exons. Bases 367 to 2094 code for a protein of 575 amino acids. The record is from RefSeq and is a predicted model, not a curated record. Gene Ontology annotation, molecular function: histone deacetylase activity.
UUCUUCGCUUGGCUAGUUCAGUAUUUCUUCAAAACUAAUAACAGAUUAAGGAAGGGGUGUUAAGUUUAACAGUAAAGUAGUUUAUAGGGUGGGCCACUUGUGCCCUAAGGUCCACGCCACGCGACUCCCUGCGGUGAAUCUUGAAGUUUUCCCUUUUCCGCACUGCCCCCUCCCUCUUCUCUUUCUUCAAACCGGUAACUGCUCUCACUCCCUCUUAUCUGUGUGCUCCUUCUCCCUCCCAUUUCCCUUCUGUUCUUUUCUCUUUCUCAACGAUCUAAACUUCAAUACACACUUGCUGCCUUCUCUCUCUCUCUCUCUCUCUCCCGCAAUUCCCACUCCCUUCUCAGGGUUUAUUGAAUGAAUUAAAUGGGUACUGGAGCAAUCGGAGGGAGCCGUUUCACCAAUGGGGAAGCUGAGAACAGUGUUCACAAGCAAGCUGAACAAGCUCCCAUUGAACGGUUUGUAGGUAGAAGCCAAGACUUGCUCUCUGAUGGAAGCAAUGCAGUAACGGUAGACCCUGGAGAACAGUCACGCCCACCCGUAGCCCCUGCAAAGAGCCACCAGAAGGAUCUAACAUUUCAGGAUAUGUAUCUAAACCAAUAUGCGUUCGAUGAUGAGGACGACGAUGACAGUGAUUGGGAGCCCUUUCAACUGCCAGUUAGCAGGGUCGAAGUUAUCAAGUGGUUCUGUAAAAAUUGUACAAUGGCUAACCUUGACGGCGUCGUUCUUUGUGAUAUAUGUGGGGAGCAUAAGGAUUCUAAAAUCGUAAAUUUUGGGUUUUUCGCUUCUUCCUUAGCAGAUGAUGAUGAUCUGAAUGGGGUCCAGCCAAAAAUAAAAGGGCUAACAGAUUGUGGCUCACAGGAUUCAGAAACAAUUAGUUCUACAGCAAUAGGCUUUGAUGAGAGAAUGUUAUUACAUGCAGAAGUUGAAAAGAAACCAAGUCUUCAUCCUGAAAGGCCAGAUCGUCUUCGAGCCAUUGCUGCUAGUCUUGCUAGAGCUGGUAUAUUUCCAGGAAGAUGCUUUCCAAUUCCUGCUAGAGAAAUAACUCGAGAAGAACUUGUUAUGGUUCAUUCUUUGGAGCAAAUUAAUUCUGUGGAAGUUACAAGCCAGGCAUUUUCUAGCUAUUUCACUGCAGACACAUAUGCCAAUGAGCAUUCCGCCCUUGCUGCUAGGUUGGCUGCUGGGUUGUGUGCUGAUCUGGCAUCAGCAAUUGUUUCUGGCCAUGCCAAAAACGGAUUUGCUUUGGUUAGGCCUCCUGGUCAUCAUGCUGGUGUAGCACAUGCAAUGGGGUUCUGCCUUCACAAUAAUGCUGCUGUAGCAGCAUUGGCAGCUCAGGCAGCAGGGGCUAGGAAGGUGCUAAUUUUAGACUGGGACGUUCAUCAUGGAAACGGUACACAGGAAAUUUUUAAUAGAAACAAAUCGGUCUUGUAUAUAUCAUUGCAUAGACACGAGAGAGGUUUGUUUUAUCCUGGUACUGGAGCUGCUGAUGAGGUUGGUAGUAGGGGUGCUGAAGGAUUUUGUGUAAAUAUUCCAUGGAGUCGAGGAGGAGUUGGUGAUAAUGAUUAUAUUUUUGCAUUUCAGAAUGUUGUCCUUCCUAUAGCUUCUGAGUUUGCUCCAGAUUUCACCAUAAUAUCCGCAGGUUUUGAUGCUGCAAGAGGUGAUCCCCUAGGAUGUUGCGAUGUUACUCCGUCAGGCUAUGCACAGAUGACACAUAUGUUGAACACCCUUUCUGGUGGAAAAAUGCUUGUUAUUCUCGAAGGCGGCUACAAUCUUCGUUCCAUAUCUUCAUCUGCCACUGCAGUAAUCAAGGUAUUGCUGGGUGAUAAUCCUGAAUGUGAACCGGAAAACAGCGUUCCUUCUGCAGCCGGCCUGCAAACUGUCAUGAAUGUCCUCAAAAUUCAGAAGAAUUAUUGGCCAUCCUUGGGACCCAUCUUUACUGAUGUGCAGUCACAAUGGAGAAUUGAGUAUCGCAGACUAAAGAGAAAACGUGUCAAGAAGCAGCGCAGAGUCCUGGCUCCUAUGUGGUGGCAGUGGGGUAGAAAAAGUUUGUUGUUCCAUUUCUUGAAUGGCCACCUUAGUGUAAAAUCAAAAUGAUUUUGUUGGCCUUGUGGAUCUGAAGAUUUGAUAUACAAGUGUACCUUGUAAUUGUUAGAAUGUUGUAUAUUCCUUCUUUGUUAGGACAAUGAGUUCUGCUUUUACCAUGAUCAUAACAUUGCAAAUGAAAAGUUUAUGGCCUUUCAUGUUGGUGGAAGGAUGGGAAAGAAGUUGAGUUAACAGUUAAGUCAUCAAAUUACAGAAAGGGACUACAAUUAUUUCUAA